AAAAUAAAACCCUGUCUUCACUCUUCACUCUUCACUGGAGCUGAAUUUCCAUGCCACCAUGUUCCUCUUGAAACCCGCAUGCCUAGUUCUCUUCCUCAUUUCCUCCGCGCUCAGCCAAGGGGACCCACACCCCCAAUCCCUCACUUACCUGUGGCCUCUCCCCGCGCAAUUCGCUUCCGGCGACGACGUUCUCUCCGUUGACCCCGCCCUCACGCUCUCCGUCGCCGGCAACGGCGGCGCCUCCCCCAUUCUCAGAGCCGCCUUCGACCGCUACCGACGGAUCGUCUUCGACCACGCCGGGUACGGCUACGGCUACGGCUUCAUCAGAAAGCUCAGGGAACGCUUGCCGUUGGUGUCUGUUACUCAGUACGAUGUUGUCACUUUGAAUGUCACUGUCCAUUCCGACAACGACGAGCUUCAACUUGGAGUGGAUGAAAGCUAUACCUUGGUGGUUCCUAAAGCCAAAGAAUCUUCACAAGUCACACUUGAGGCAAAUACUGUUUAUGGUGCAUUGCGUGGGUUAGAGACAUUCAGCCAGUUGUGUUCUUUCGAUUAUACAACUAAAACAGUAAAAAUAUACAAGGCACCUUGGUCCAUCCAAGAUAAACCUAGAUUUGCAUUUCGUGGGCUUUUGUUGGAUACAUCAAGGCACUAUUUUCCAAUUAAUGUAAUUAAGCAGAUUAUUGAAGCUAUGUCCUAUGCUAAACUCAAUGUUCUACAUUGGCACAUCAUAGACGAGGAGUCAUUUCCUCUUGAGGUACCUACAUAUCCAAAAUUGUGGAAAGGUUCAUAUACAAAGUGGGAACGUUACACAGUAGAAGAUGCAUAUGAUAUUGUCAACUUCGCCAAAAUGAGAGGCAUAAAUGUGAUGGCGGAAGUAGAUGUCCCUGGUCAUGCAGAAUCAUGGGGUGCUGGAUAUCCUGAUCUUUGGCCGUCACCUUCCUGUAGGGAGCCACUAGAUGUUUCAAAGACUUUUACUUUUGAUGUCAUUUCUGGUAUUCUGACAGAUAUGAGAAAGAUUUUCCCAUUUGAGCUAUUUCACUUGGGUGGUGAUGAAGUUAAUACAGAUUGCUGGAGAAGUACUUCUCAUAUAAAGGGAUGGCUUCAGAAUCACAACAUGACUACUAACGAUGCCUAUCAAUAUUUUGUACUGAAGGCCCAAGAGAUAGCUGUUUCAAAAAAUUGGAGUCCAGUAAACUGGGAGGAAACCUUCAAUACAUUUCCAUCAAAACUCCAUCCCAAAACCAUAGUGCAUAACUGGUUGGGCCCCGGUGUUUGUCCAAAGGUUGUAGCAAAAGGUUUCAGGUGCAUUUACAGUAACCAGGGUGUAUGGUAUCUUGACCAUCUGGAUGUACCUUGGGAUGAGGUCUAUACUGCUGAGCCACUAGAGGGAAUAAAUACAGCUUCCGAACAAGAACUUGUAAUUGGAGGAGAAGUUUGCAUGUGGGGUGAGACAGUUGAUACAUCCAAUGUUCAGCAAACAAUAUGGCCACGAGCUGCUGCAGCAGCAGAACGCUUAUGGAGUCAAAGAGAUUCUACUUCUCCGCAAAAUGUUACCUUAACUGCAUUGCCCCGGUUUCAAAACUUCAGAUGUCUAUUGAAUAAACGAGGGGUUCCAGCUGCUCCAGUCACAAAUUUUUAUGCUAGAAGGGCACCUGUUGGUCCAGGGUCAUGUUAUGAGCAAUAAUCAUUAUCAUGCUUCAUAUGUCCUCGUGUAACCUGGUAUGAAAGUAACUGAUGUUCAUCUACUUUACCUGGUUGAUGAGCUAGAAUCAUUAUUCAGACGCUCAACUGCAAGCCAUUGAUGUCAGAACUCUUUAAUGUACUGGCAACAACCAUAUUGUAAUGCAAUUUAAUGUUGAACUAAAUAAAUCGUAUCCAGUUUACAUUUUUUAAUGUGUUUCUUAAAGCAAAUUAUAUAGACUUGUAAAUGCUUGAGCUUGUUCAGUACAAAAUGUUCUUAAAAGAUUUUAGCAGCACCAAAACCUGGAUCAUAAUCUUAA
This is a messenger RNA of Cajanus cajan (pigeon pea), 2003 nucleotides long. It is a transcript of the gene HEXO1, whose product is annotated as beta-hexosaminidase 1. The record is from RefSeq and is a predicted model, not a curated record. Lineage: Eukaryota; Viridiplantae; Streptophyta; Magnoliopsida; Fabales; Fabaceae. Gene Ontology annotation, cellular component: membrane. Gene Ontology annotation, molecular function: beta-N-acetylhexosaminidase activity. Gene Ontology annotation, biological process: glycosaminoglycan metabolic process; carbohydrate metabolic process.